Molecule: messenger RNA, 1071 nt
Organism: Solanum stenotomum
Lineage: Eukaryota; Viridiplantae; Streptophyta; Magnoliopsida; Solanales; Solanaceae
Product: eukaryotic translation initiation factor 4E-2
Exons: 5
Coding region: 126-791 (221 amino acids)
Biological process (GO): translational initiation
Cellular component (GO): cytoplasm; eukaryotic translation initiation factor 4F complex
Molecular function (GO): translation initiation factor activity; RNA 7-methylguanosine cap binding
Source: RefSeq, a predicted model, not a curated record
GUCUAGAGUGAAAACUGUCAACAAACAAACCGGAGUUUUCCCAAAUACAAUUUGAGGAGUUCAACUGAAAUCCAUAACCAACCCCACAAAUUUCUUGGACGAAAGCUUAGAGAAAAACACCAAAAAUGGCUGAUGAACUAAACAAAGCUGCUUCAGAGGAAUACAAAACGUCAUCUGUAGAAGACGGAGGUGAGGAAGGAGAGAUCGUAGGGGAAUCGGAUGAUACGGCCUCGUUUUUAGGGAAACAAAUCACUAUGAAACAUCCACUAGAACAUUCUUGGACAUUUUGGUUCGAUAACCCUUCAGGGAAAUCGAAACAAGCUGCUUGGGGUAGUUCCAUUCGCCCCAUUUACACCUUCUCCGCUGCUGAAGAUUUUUGGAGUGUGUACAACAACAUCCACCACCCAAGCAAGUUGGCCGUGGGUGCAGACUUCCAUUGUUUUAAAAAUAAAAUUGAGCCAAAGUGGGAAGAUCCUGUAUGUGCCAAUGGAGGGAAGUGGACGAUGAACUUUUCUAGGGGUAAAUCUGAUACCUGCUGGCUGUAUACGCUUCUGGCACUGAUUGGAGAGCAAUUUGAUUAUGGAGAUGAAAUUUGUGGAGCGGUUAUUAAUGUUCGAGUUAGACAAGAAAAAAUAGCUCUGUGGACCAGGAAUGCUGCCAAUGAAACAGCUCAGGUGAGCAUUGGUAAACAAUGGAAAGAGUUUCUGGAUUACAAUGACACAAUUGGCUUUAUAUUUCAUGAUGAUGCAAAGAAGCUUGACAGAGCUGCCAAGAAUCGUUAUUCCGUGUAGUUCUACCGUUACAACAGGGAAUGCAAUCAAUACAGUUACAGUGGUAGUAUACUUGUUUACUGAAGAAUCAGCAGUCACUUGUGGCUGCAUGUUUUACCUCUUGCAUUGGCAUUGCCAAUUUUCGUAUAGGGAAUUUGUUUGGUUUUGAAGCUUUUUGAUGACUUGACAAAUUGGCCAUAUGCGACUUGUAUUAGUACCGAUAUUAUAGAGGAUUUUUGCUAUUUCUGUGAAAUUGACAGCACUCAGCAAUCUUACGUAUGUGUUUUGCUUUCCUUUCCAA